This is a messenger RNA of Hylaeus anthracinus, 3265 nucleotides long. RefSeq names its product sterol regulatory element-binding protein 1 (gene SREBP). Gene Ontology annotation, cellular component: nucleus. Gene Ontology annotation, molecular function: DNA-binding transcription factor activity, RNA polymerase II-specific; RNA polymerase II cis-regulatory region sequence-specific DNA binding; protein dimerization activity. Gene Ontology annotation, biological process: regulation of transcription by RNA polymerase II. Bases 143 to 3226 code for a protein of 1027 amino acids. NCBI's taxonomy places the organism in Eukaryota, Metazoa, Arthropoda, Insecta, Hymenoptera, Colletidae. The record is from RefSeq and is a predicted model, not a curated record. The transcript is spliced from 8 exons.
AAAUCCUGUGAUUGGCCGCGGUAAAGGUCGGAUGACCGUUCGUAAUUUCUUAGUUAUUGCGUUUGACAUAUCAGCGUGUUUUAUUAUUUUAAUGAAUGUGUUUAUUUAAUGAAAAUAAAUAUUUUACAUAUAAUAUGUUAUAAUGGCAGAUCCCGAGGUAUGGUCUUCGACUCAGGACAACGAUUUUUCUAGUUUUCAGUCAAAUGACAGCUUCAAUUUAAAUGAGGUGUCUGGUAUCGAUGACCUUCUUACAAACUGUGAGAGUGAAUUAUUGAAAAAUGAAAAUUUAUUUAGUGAUGAUGCAUUGCUCUCCCAAUUGGAAGAACCUCUGGGAAUGGACACAGAGGGAUUAGAUUUCUUAAAUUUUAAUAGCAGCGAAGAUUUUAAGGACUUUCAAGAUUUCAAGGAUCCAAAUAUUAUUAAAUCUUUACCUAAUGGAAAUGUAAUGUUGACUCCCACAAUAACAGAAAAUAGACAGCAAGUUGCAUAUGUAUCUCAACAACAGCCUCAACAACAACAACAACAAAAACAGAGACAACAACAGUCACAGAUACAAGAUGUUACAUCAACAUCUGUACAAAGUAGACAACAAACAAUAUCUGUUACACCAGCAUCUACAGUAUUCAGUUCACAAUAUGCUAUUCCACAAAAUGUAAACUUCAGUGUUCAAUCACCUGUUGUAACAAUAGCACCAGUGACCCAACCAAGGCAGUUGCUUCUACCAGCUAAACUUAUAAAGUCAGAAUCAGUUGUUUAUUCUAGAGGAUCACAGGCUGUUAACUCUACAUCUGUACCUCAUCAAAUACAUACAUUAGUAAACACUGCUAAUGGAACAGUUUUAACUACUGGUAUCCCUGUUGUAUUGGACACUGAUAAAGUACAAAUCAAUCGUUUAAAUACAAAUGCGCAUGUAGGUGUUCCAAGAGUGAAAGAAGUAAAACGAAGUGCACAUAAUGCUAUAGAGAGACGUUAUAGAACAUCAAUUAAUGAUAAAAUCAUUGAAUUGAAGAAUAUCAUUGUCGGAGUAGACGCUAAAUUAAAUAAAUCCGCAAUUUUAAGAAAGACUAUCGAUUAUAUAAGAUUUCUUCAGAACUCAAAUGCAAAAUUGAAAGCAGAAAAUAUGUCGUUAAAAAUGACUGCACAGAAACAAAAUUUGCGAGAUUUAUUGGUAUGUGGGGAAUUGACGCCACCCAGGUCAGAUUCAAGCGAACCGUCUUUGUCUCCUGCACCAGCGCCAUUAUCUCCACCAUCUCCAUCAUCCAUAAAAGAUGAACCUGAUGUUUUACAAAAUAUUCGCACAACGCCUGUCCUUCCAAGUGGUGGAAUGCGAGAUCAUACAAGACUUACGCUCUGCGGGUUUAUGCUUCUUUUCCUAGCAUUCAAUCCUUUAGGUCUUAUUGUAAAUAAUGUUGGAAGAUUCAAAUCUGAUCAUGUAAAUACUAAAUUGGAUGGACGUACGAUCCUUAAUUAUCAAGAUCAAUCAGAAUUCGAAAAUCCAAUUUGGAGCAAUGUAUUUUUAUGGUUAACAAAUAUUAUACUUUUAAUCGGCGGAGUUUGUAGAUUGUUACUUUAUGGCGAUCCGAUACUACCAUCCGAUAGUAAAGUUUUUCUUGAACUUCAUCGGUGGAGAUGUCAAGCGGAAUUUAAUAUAUCUAAAGGCGAAUAUGGUCAAGCAUAUCGCGAUUUACAUCAAUGUUUGCAAUACUUUGGUCGUCCGUAUCCAUCAUCGCGUAUGGAAGCUUUGCUCGCAACUGUCUGGCAAAUUAUAAGGCAACUGCUUCACAAGUUGUGGAUUGGAAAAUGGAUCUUGUACACUCAUAAAUGGUUUUCCGAGAAAACGACGCGACAACAAGCAGAACUAUCUGCCAUGGAAAUAGCUAUUAUCUAUCAGCAUAUGCUUUGUUUGCGUAUGUCGGAAGGAUCGAAGAAUGGAAUGUUGUAUCUUGCUCUUUCUGCGGUCAAUUACGCAGAAGUCUCUGGCGAAACCAUGCCAAAACCACUGUUAGCAGAAAUAUAUAUAAAUGCUGCACUGUGUUUCAAACAGUCGCUUUAUCCGUUUAUUCAUAAAUAUUACUUCGGCAAAGCGCGCACGAUACUGUCGUCGUGUGCAGUUCCGCCAAAGUUAAAAUGGAUUAUGAGCGACGAGGGUGCCAAAUUCUUGGCAUUCCAGAAAUGGCAAUACGGAGACCAGCCAGAUAAUGAAUUUUCAUCUCAAAGUAGCAAAGCGGAUCCUUUGUCUUAUGCGUCACGGGCGUACAGAGAUUACUUAAUUGGACACUGUUUGCGUAUUUUAACCGGAACUGCAGGAGAUGCUCACUUAUCUUUAAUACUAGAAUAUGGACAAACCAUCAUGGCUUCAGCUGGAGUAGAUGCUGGUUUUUCAUGUACUGACAAAAUUACUGUUACUCAUUGCGAGGAUGAAAUUGGAUUAUGGUGGGGAGCAGUUAUGUAUGUAGCAGCAUGCUGGAGACUGAGAGAAGAUGAUUCACAGGCUUGGAGUAUCAUUGAAAGCAAAUUCCCUUAUGAAAAAAAUUACCAACUCUGUAAUAACAAUAAUAGUAUCAGUCCAUUGCCAUACAUUGUAUUGAAUGCUUUACAAGCAGCGAAAGCUACGACUAAAUCGGCUUCCAUGCGUUUUAUCGAUCAGACGGGAGUAUUGCUGGAACAAUGCUUGGUUUAUUAUAAUUGCAAACAACAAUCGUCGCAGAACGUGUUGCUCACUCAGUUGUGGAUUUGUGAUUGGUUACUUGACAUGAGAACUACACUCUGGCAAGAAUUAGACAGUGACAUAGAAAGACCAAAUACAAGUAUACCUCUAGGCGGUUUUCAACGUGAUUUAGCUUGUUUGAGGCAGUUAUGUCAACAUAUUCCAUCUACAUUAGCACGAGUAUUUCUUUACGAAGCCACAGCGCGUAUAAUGGCAGGAGCGACACCAGUGAAAACUCAAGUACUGCUAGAUCGCAGUUUGCACCACAGAAAUUCACGUCCUUCUAUUAUUUGUGGAAAAGAUCGUUCACAGGAUCAGUACAGCGGAGAACGAGAACACGCUGUAGCUUUGUGUCUAGCUUGCCGCCAUUUACCUGCAUUAUUAUUGGCUUCCCCCGGAGAACGUGCCGGUAUGCUCGCAGAAGCUGCAAAAACCCUCGAAAGAGUGGGCGAUCGAAAAAGACUUCAAGAAUGUUAUAAAUUAAUGCGACAAUUAGGUCCUGCUAUUUCUGUCAACUGAUAUAUCGAAUAAAACAAUAUCUCCGUAUGUACAUAAAAA